Messenger RNA from Cotesia glomerata, 1428 nucleotides. RefSeq names its product isovaleryl-CoA dehydrogenase, mitochondrial. Bases 91 to 1356 code for a protein of 421 amino acids. Gene Ontology annotation, biological process: L-leucine catabolic process. Gene Ontology annotation, molecular function: flavin adenine dinucleotide binding; 3-methylbutanoyl-CoA dehydrogenase activity. Gene Ontology annotation, cellular component: mitochondrion. NCBI's taxonomy places the organism in Eukaryota, Metazoa, Arthropoda, Insecta, Hymenoptera, Braconidae. The record is from RefSeq and is a predicted model, not a curated record. The transcript is spliced from 8 exons.
AUUUUUCCUUAUCAAUUAGAGUUAUCGUACCAGUGAUGAAAAUAAGCAGACUAAUUUCUUAAUUUAACUCGUGCAAGUGUCCAAUAUAAAAUGAAUAUUAAUCUGCGUAAUAGUUUAAGAUUAUUUAAUUUUACAAAAAUAAAAUCCUUCGAGUGCAGCUCUCGAAGCGCAUCUCAGUAUUAUCCAAUUGAUGAGAAUAUUUUUGGAUUAAAUGACCAACAAAAAGAGUUAAGAACGGCUGUUUUUAAUUUUGCGCAAAAAGAACUGGCCCCAAAAGCUGCGCAAAUAGAUAAAACAAACAACUUUGAUGACCUACGGUCAUUUUGGAAGAAGCUAGGAAGCUUAGGCCUCUUAGGAAUAACUGCAAAGCCAGAGUAUGGAGGCACAGGUGGAAGUUAUUUGGACCACGUUAUCGUGAUGGAAGAAUUAAGUCGCGCUUCCGCUUCUAUCGCCUUGAGUUACGGCGCUCACUCGAAUUUAUGCAUCAAUCAGAUCCAACGAAAUGGAACUGAAGAGCAGAAACUCAAGUACCUGCCAAAGCUGUGCAGCGGGGAGCAUUUUGGAGCUUUAGCAAUGUCCGAACCAGGUUCAGGAUCCGAUGUCGUGUCAAUGAAAACGAAAGCUGAAAAACACGGCGACUACUACAUUCUAAACGGCAAUAAAUUUUGGAUCACUAAUGGAUGUGAUGCAGAUACACUUGUUGUUUAUGCUAAAACAAAUUUAACCACCGACAAACCACAGCAUGGCAUAACUGCGUUCAUUGUUGAAAAAGGUACCGAAGGAUUUACCAAUGGAGUUAAAUUGGACAAACUUGGCAUGCGCGGUUCUAAUACAGCGGAAUUAAUCUUUCAAGAUUGCAAAAUACCCGCGAAGAAUAUAUUAGGCCAGUUAAAUAAAGGUGUCUAUGUUUUGAUGAGCGGGUUGGAUUUGGAGAGACUGGUUCUAGCUGGUGGUCCAUUGGGGAUCACUCAAGCUUGCUGCGACAUAGCGUUCCAAUACGCUCAUGACCGCAAACAAUUCAAUAGAAGAAUAGCUGAGUUUCAAAUGAUCCAAGCCAAGAUAGCUGACAUGUACACUACUCUAAGUGCAAACAGAAGCUACUUAUACUCUGUAGCCAGAGCUUGUGACGCGAAUCACAUAAAUCGUAAAGAUUGCGCUGCAGUUAUUCUUCUCUGUGCAGAAAGCGCGACAAAAGUUGCGUUAGAUGCAAUUCAAAUCCUUGGAGGAAAUGGAUACAUCAAUGAUUACCCAACGGGUCGCUUGCUGAGAGACGCAAAAUUGUAUGAAAUAGGAGCAGGAACGAGUGAAAUCAGAAGAAUGAUAAUCAGUCGAGAAAUUACUGAGGAGUAUUCUUAAAUUAAUUUUUUUUAUAUGAUGUGUUUAUUUUGUUUAUAUGAUAUAAAUGACAAUAGAUCUGAUUAAUUAAUA